This is a messenger RNA of Macadamia integrifolia, 1770 nucleotides long. Its product is annotated as 7-deoxyloganetin glucosyltransferase-like. NCBI's taxonomy places the organism in Eukaryota, Viridiplantae, Streptophyta, Magnoliopsida, Proteales, Proteaceae. The transcript is spliced from 2 exons. The coding region runs from base 127 to 1584 and encodes 485 amino acids. The record is from RefSeq and is a predicted model, not a curated record. Gene Ontology annotation, molecular function: UDP-glycosyltransferase activity.
UGUGGCCAACCAGUGUCUUACGCUUUGAGUGGGUUUUGUUUCUCUAUAAACAAACCAGGAAGAAGGGAAUUCCUAAGAGUGAGUGCACUAUUAAUACAAUAUCCAGGGUCUGAGCUUGAGAGAGAGAUGAGUUCUGUUGCAGUGAAGGAAGGGAAGAAACCACAUGCGGUUUGCAUACCAUACCCAGCCCAGGGCCACAUAAAUCCCAUGCUCAAGCUGGCAAAGCUUCUUCACCACAGGGGCUUCUACAUCACCUUCGUCAACACUGAAUUUAAUCACAAACGCCUACUCAAGUCAAGAGGCUCUGAUUCUCUCAAGGGCUUACCUGAUUUCCAGUUCCAGACCAUCCCGGACGGUCUCCCUCCUUCUGAUAUAGAUGCCACCCAAGACAUCCCAGCCCUCUGUCAGUCUACCAGCACUACUUGCUUAGUUCCCUUCCGCAACCUCCUCUCCAAACUCAACACCACACCCCACAUCCCUCCGGUCACUUGUGUAGUCUCUGAUGGUGCCAUGAGCUUCACCCUUCAAGCUGCUGAGGAAAUUGGAGUCCCUGAAGUACUAUUCUGGAUGACCAGUGCCUGCGGUUUCUUGGCCUGCAUGCACUAUCCCCAUCUUGUGGAAAGAGGCCUCGCACCUCUCAAAGAUGCGAGCUACCUAUUGAAUGGCUACUUGGACACCCCAUUGGAUUGGAUUCCAGGAAUGAAUGGUAUCCGUUUAAAGGAUAUUCCUACUUUUGUUCGAACUACAAAUCCCGAUGACGUCAUGCUCAACUUUGUCAAGGGAGAAGUAGGGAGAGCUUACAAAGCUUCUGCAAUAAUUUUAAAUACCUUUGAAAUCCUUGAGAAGGACGUCGUGGAUGCACUCUCAACGAUGUUGCCUCGCGUUUACACCAUCGGUCCUCUUCCCUUGAUGUUGGAUCAGAUUAAAGAUGAUAGAUUGAGCUCUAUCGGGUCCAAUCUAUGGAAAGAAGAAUCAGAGUGUCUUGAAUGGCUUGAUUCCAAAGAACCCAGUUCUGUGGUUUAUGUGAACUUUGGGAGCAUCACAGUAAUGACGCCUCAGCAACUCGUGGAGUUCGCCUGGGGUCUAUCUAAUAGCAACCACACCUUUUUGUGGAUCAUAAGGCCCGAUCUUGUAGAGGGCGACUCGGCCGUUCUGCCGUCCGAGUUCGUGAGCCAAACCAAAGAGAGAGGAAUGCUAUCAAGUUGGUGCCCACAGGAGAAAGUGCUGAACCAUCCAGCCAUAGGUGGUUUCUUAACGCACAGUGGGUGGAACUCUACACUGGAAAGCAUUUGUGGUGGUGUGCCUAUGGUUUGUUGGCCAUUCUUUGCGGAGCAGCAAACUAACUGCAGAUACUCCUGUACUCAUUGGGGGAUAGGUACCGAGAUGGACAACAAUGUUAAAAGGGAUGAGGUUGAGAAGCUCGUGAGAGAGUUGAUGGAGGGAGAUAAGGGUAAAGAGAUGAAGACUAAGGCCAUGGUGUGGAAAAAGAAAGCAGAGGAGGCCACCAGUCCCGAUGGCUCUUCUCUCCUCAAUUUUGACAACUUGGUGGACGAGAUACUCCUUUCCAAUCGUCUGCUUCCUUGACAGAUUUGAUGGUACUGUAUUCAACAGAUUGUGAAGUGAGUUUGUCUGCAUUAUCAGUCUUAUAUAUAUUCUGCUUUCUCUUUUUAGGAGCAGUUUUAUAGUUCGUCUUCGUUUUCUACUAUUUACAUAAUUAUUAUUGUAUUUUAAUUUUCCAUUAUAUAAAUGGAUAUCAUGUUGGAUUUACCA